AAAACAAACAAAAUGGCGCUUAAAAGAAUUAAUAAAGAAUUGCAUGACUUAGGAAGGGACCCACCUUCAUGCUGUUGCGCUGGUCCUAUUGGAGAUGAUCUUUAUCAUUGGCAAGCGACAAUUAUGGGCCCCGCUGACACGCCAUACUCAGGUGGUAUGUUUUUUCUUGCUAUUCAUUUUCCUAUAGAUUACCCGUUAAAACCACCAAAGGUUAGCUUUACAACAAGAAUAUAUCAUCCAAAUAUUAACAGUUCUGGAAGUAUAGGCCUAGAUAUUCUAAGAGAUGCAUGGAAUCCAGCACUUACAAUUUCAAAAGUACUCUUGUCAAUUUGCUCAUUUUUGUACGACACAGACCCAAUACAUCCACUUGUACCUGAAGUUGCUCACGUACUCAAGACCGAUCGUGCUCGUUAUGAUGCUACUGCUCGAGAAUGGACUCGUAGAUAUGCUGGUAAAUAUGUUAUAUGA
This is a messenger RNA of Rhizophagus irregularis DAOM 181602=DAOM 197198, 468 nucleotides long. The record is from RefSeq and is a predicted model, not a curated record. NCBI's taxonomy places the organism in Eukaryota, Fungi, Glomeromycota, Glomeromycetes, Glomerales, Glomeraceae.